This is a messenger RNA of Tarenaya hassleriana, 1959 nucleotides long. RefSeq lists its product as uncharacterized. Lineage: Eukaryota; Viridiplantae; Streptophyta; Magnoliopsida; Brassicales; Cleomaceae. The transcript is spliced from 15 exons. Gene Ontology annotation, biological process: GPI anchor biosynthetic process. Gene Ontology annotation, cellular component: endoplasmic reticulum. The record is from RefSeq and is a predicted model, not a curated record. The coding region runs from base 1 to 1737 and encodes 578 amino acids.
AUGAUGAGAGCGAGAUUGGUGGUGUUCCUGAUCAAAGGGAGAAACUGGUGCUUCAGCAGAUCCACCGAACAUUCCGCCGCACAGUCUUCGUCCAGUGAUACUCCGACCACUGUACGGAGUCUCUGGAAGAAAAUCUCCUACGAAUCCAGGAAGCCCAUCAACGCCAAUGCCGAGCUCGUCGUCGAUUUCAUCUCUGACAAGAUGAAUAGGGCAUGGAUGGGUCUGGAGAAGGCACCAGAAGGGUCAAUGAAGAACAAGCUUCACGGGUUUGUCUCCAUACUUUGUUCUUUGAGGCAUUUGUUCUCAUUUGAGGUCCAUGGUUGUGAAGCGAAAUCGAUCAUCGUUCACGUGUUUGCUGUUGCGAGUCUCCUUCUCUUUGCGAAAACGAUCGCCCUCGGUCUGUCCUUCUCCGCCUUGCGCCUCCUUCGUCAUUCGCCGGAGAUUCAGGUGUUGCCGCUUCCCAACAUUCCUUUCUUCUGGGUUUUGUUCCGUACUUAUUCUCACUGGAGAGCUCUUCAGGGAAGUGAGAAGCUACUUCAGAUCAUCUCAACUCAAAGUAAGGAGGAGAGUAACGACAUCAAUCAGAUUCAGGAACAAGAAUCUCAAUCUUCCACCACAUUGCCUUUGAGUGUUGACCAUGAAAGAUCUGCUUUUUCCGUUGUCAAGUUCCACCGCUCCAUGCGAGACAUUCCAAACCGGUUUAUGAUUGGAAGUGUGGAGUUCAUCAACAUUGAUUCACAAGUGGUUGAUGGGAAUCCACAAAAGGUUUUGGCAUCUGAAGCUUGGAAUUUUGUGAAAAACGUCUCUGUCGAUGCAAAUUCACAUCCUAGAGUCUUGUUAACCCAUAUCCCGUUAUAUCGGCCUGACCAAACCUAUUGUGGCCCUCGUCGUGGUUCUUCUGUCAUCAAUCAGCGGAUUUGGCGCCAUUCUCAAGAUCAAGAAGUAAUGUACCAGAAUUACAUCACUGAUGAAUCAUCAAAAAAGUUGCUAAGCUUAAUCAAACCUAUACUUGUUUUGUCUGGCCAUGACCACGACCAGUGUACUGUUACCCACAAGUCGGAAACAGGGUCUAUAACCGAGCAUACUUUAGGUACUGUAAGUUGGCAGCAAGGAAAUUCUUAUCCUUCUUUCAUGCUGUUAUCUGUUCAAAACACACUGUCUCGAAACACAUCUGAUCUAGAAAACAUCGUAAGCACUCAGUUGUGCUUUCUUCCGUGGCAGAUAUUCAUCUACAUAUGGUACCUUUCUCUGUUCAUGUUCACCAUUCUUGCUCUCCUCCUCUGGCCAAAACAUGGGGUAAGCUUCUUGAGCGAUGCAGCAGAGUGCAUCGUGAAUGUGAUGAGAUCAAUCUUUAUAAGCGGUGGAACGAAAGAGAAGAACGAAGAUGAGAACUGUGAGUAUGAGAUGAUGUGGGAUGCAGAAGGAUCCAUGCAUCUCGUGAAAAAAGUUCGGGAAACUCCCGUUAAACGUCAAAGUGAUAAACCCGUGAUAGAAAGGGGCAACGCGGUGAUGAGAUCAGCAGCAAGAAAGAACACCGAGGAGAUAGAAAUCGUGACGGAUCAAAGUGCAAACCCGGGUUCCGAUCCUCUGGUGAGAUCGGCAUCUCAAACGGGCAAAUCAAGAACGAAACUUGCGAUCCUGAGAGUGAUAAGGGCCAUCAAGAUGGUCACAGUCAUUGCAGCACUAAACGUGCCCAUUUACAUGAUGUUGCUGUUCAAGGACUGGAUCGAGCAGUAACACUGUGGUCUUGCCGAACCCAUGAACGUCAAAUCAAGAUUUCAUCCAAUACCCUUUAGGUUAUGGUUUCAGAAGAUUUUUCAGAUUUCUUUUGUAAAACCCAAUGAAAGACAGAUUGAAAAAGCAUGUCCAAGCUCUUCAGAGUGUAGAUGAGAACACUGCAGAGUUAUGUAUUGUCAAUCUUUCGUUCCAUUGUCUAUGAUCUUCAAACUAAUUAGAAUA